This is a messenger RNA of Mandrillus leucophaeus (drill), 3227 nucleotides long. It is a transcript of the gene CDH13, whose product is annotated as cadherin 13. The record is from RefSeq and is a predicted model, not a curated record. The transcript has 10 exons. The coding region runs from base 277 to 1656 and encodes 459 amino acids. Gene Ontology annotation, biological process: cell morphogenesis; cell-cell junction assembly; calcium-dependent cell-cell adhesion. Gene Ontology annotation, cellular component: plasma membrane; catenin complex; adherens junction. Gene Ontology annotation, molecular function: calcium ion binding; cadherin binding. Lineage: Eukaryota; Metazoa; Chordata; Mammalia; Primates; Cercopithecidae.
GUCGACAGUGACAGGCCAGAAAGGUCCAAAUUCCGGCUCACUGGAAAGGGAGUGGAUCAAGAGCCUAAAGGAAUUUUCAGAAUCAAUGAGAACACAGGGAGCGUCUCCGUGACACGGACCUUAGACAGAGAAGUAAUCGCUGUUUAUCAACUAUUUGUGGAGACCACUGAUGUCAAUGGCAAAACUCUCGAGGGGCCGGUGCCUCUGGAAGUCAUUGUGAUUGAUCAGAAUGACAACCGACCGAUCUUUCGGGAAGGUCCCUACAUCGGCCACGUCAUGGAAGGGUCACCCACAGGGACCACGGUGAUGCGGAUGACAGCCUUUGAUGCAGAUGACCCAGCCACUGAUAAUGCCCUCCUGCGGUAUAAUAUCCGUCAGCAGACGCCUGACAAGCCAUCUCCCAACAUGUUCUACAUCGACCCUGAGAAAGGAGACAUUGUCACUGUUGUGUCACCUGCGCUGCUGGACCGAGAGACUCUGGAAAAUCCCAAGUAUGAGCUGAUCAUCGAGGCUCAAGAUAUGGCUGGACUGGAUGUUGGAUUAACAGGCACGGCCACAGCCAUGAUCAUGAUCGAUGACAAAAAUGAUCACUCACCAAAAUUCACCAAGAAAGAGUUUCAAGCCACAGUCGAGGAAGGAGCUGUGGGAGUUAUUGUCAAUUUGACAGUUGAAGAUAAGGAUGACCCCACCACAGGUGCAUGGAGGGCUGCCUACACCAUCAUCAACGGAAACCCAGGGCAGAGCUUCGAAAUCCACACCAACCCCCAAACCAAUGAAGGGAUGCUUUCUGUCGUCAAACCAUUGGACUAUGAGAUUUCCGCCUUUCACACCCUGCUGAUCAAAGUGGAAAAUGAGGACCCACUCGUACCCGAUGUCUCCUAUGGCCCCAGCUCCACAGCCACUGUCCACAUCACUGUCCUGGAUGUCAACGAGGGCCCAGUCUUCUACCCAGACCCCAUGAUGGUGACCAGGCAGGAGAACAUCUCUGUGGGCAGUGUGCUACUGACAGUGAAUGCCACGGACCCCGACUCCCUACAGCAUCAAACCAUCAGGUAUUCUGUUUACAAGGACCCAGCAGGUUGGCUGAAUAUUAACCCCAUCAAUGGGACUGUUGACACCACAGCUGUGCUGGACCGUGAGUCCCCAUUUGUCGACAACAGCGUGUACACUGCUCUCUUCCUGGCAAUUGACAGUGGCAACCCUCCUGCUACGGGCACUGGGACUUUGCUGAUAACCCUGGAGGACGUGAACGACAAUGCCCCCUUCAUUUACCCCACAGUAGCUGAAGUCUGUGAUGAUGCCAAAAACCUCAGUGUAGUCAUUUUGGGAGCAUCAGAUAAGGAUCUUCACCCGAAUACAGAUCCUUUCAAAUUUGAAAUCCACAAACAAGCUGUUCCUGAUAAAGUCUGGAAGAUCUCCAAGAUCAACAAUACUCACGCCCUGGUAAGCCUUCUUCAAAAUCUGAACAAAGCAAACUACAACCUGCCCAUCAUGGUGACAGAUUCAGGGAAACCACCCAUGACGAACAUCACAGAUCUCAGGGUACAAGUGUGCUCCUGCAGGAAUUCCAAAGUGGACUGCAACGCGGCCGGGGCCCUGCACUUCAGCCUGCCCUCACUCCUGCUCCUCAGCCUCUUCAGCUUAGCUUGUCUGUGAGAACUCCUGACGUCUGAAGCUUGACUCCCAAGUUUCCAUAGCAACAGGAAAAAGAAAAAAAAAAAUCUAUCCAAAUCUGAAGAUUGCGGUUUACAGCUAUCGAACUUCACAACUAGGCCUCAAUUGUUCCGGGUUUUUGUUUUCUUUGCAAUUUCACUUAGUCUGUACUUCAUCAUUUUGACAGCAUCUUCCUCCCUCCUUUAAUUAAUGGAAUCCUCUGAAUUUUCCCUGAAUGUUUAAAGAUCAUGACAUAUGACUUGAUCUUCUGGGAGCAGGAACAAUGACUACUUUUUCUGGUGUGUUAACAUGUCGCUAGCCAGGGUUCCAGGCACCCAGCUUUGUCUGUGGGUUAGUAUUGGUAUAUGUAUGAGUAUCUGUAUGUGUAUAUACACGGUAUUUAUAGAGAGAGACUAUCCCGGAGAAGCCUCGUUUUGAUGCCAUUCUUCCUUGCAAGGUUAAGCAAGGUGGGUGAAAACUAAGACAACUGAACCCUCCAGGGCCUCCCGCUUCAAGGUCAGCAUGAGGACAGACCACAGAGCUGUCACUUUUGCUCUGAAGCUGCUUCUCCACUGUCCCGUUCAGUCUGAAUGCUGCCACGACCAGCCAGGCAGGUCCACAGAGAGGGAGAGCAGAGAAAGAAGUCCUUUCUCUUUACUGAGUUCGAGGACUGCAGCCGAUUUUCACUGCCAUCUGAUGCCGUGAUCCUGAGCCAAGGUGGUGAGGAGCAGGGCGAGCAAUUUCACCACCACAUGCCAAGAAAAGGGCUGACAUUUUCUUUCAUGGGCACCAACCUGCAUUUGUCUGUGUCCCGAAUCCACAGUCGCACUGAUUCUUAUGGGGACACAGAUCAUGGUAAAGAAUCUGUCCCUCCUCAGUAAAUGUGUAACUGCAACUGUCAUCAUGGAGGUCAUACCUGCAUACAAAGAGGUCUACAGGUACCAUCUUGUAUACACAUAUAUACCCACAUGUACAGACAUACAUUUAUGCACAUUCACUCCGUUUGUUUCAUAUAUACAGGCAUAAAAUAGAGUAAAUACAGGUAGUUUUAAAAGUACCCUUUUGUGUGAAUUGACUACCGUUGUUUGCAAACCUGAAAAUAAAAGACGUUCAUUAUGUAUGAAAAGUAACUGAUUUGUAUUCUGUGAGCAUGUAAAGCAGAAAGUUAGUGCUUGUUCUAAGAUUCCCUUCUUGUUGAUAAACCGUAAAUGAAUCAUCAAAGCUCACACCAAAUUUUUCUAUCAAAACUAGUGACAGCUUGUGGCUUUUGAUUAGAGCUCGCCACGAACUAGGGUAAGGUAAGUGUCUUAGCAUAUUUUAAUGCAGUUGCUUUACUAAAGGUUUUAACCGCACACGCACACACACACGCUUUCUUAUGCAAUCUAUGUUUGCACUUGUGCUUUCAGUUAGCCUUCUGUAGGAAGUAGAAGUCAUAUGUUGUCUUUGUUGUAGUGAAAUUAUACAGAUAGAGUUCCAUAUAUUGUAUUUGUUUCCAUAGUAAAUCCUUUUGGAACAUAUAGAAUGCAGAGAUUUUUUUUUCCAUUAAAAUAAAUGGGUAUUGGUGGUUAAAACUG